Mercenaria mercenaria is the source of this 9212-nucleotide messenger RNA. RefSeq lists its product as uncharacterized. The transcript is spliced from 4 exons. Bases 1688 to 5347 code for a protein of 1219 amino acids. Gene Ontology annotation, biological process: signal transduction. Lineage: Eukaryota; Metazoa; Mollusca; Bivalvia; Venerida; Veneridae. Gene Ontology annotation, molecular function: protein binding. The record is from RefSeq and is a predicted model, not a curated record.
UUUAUACUCGGUCAUAAUUGACCAGUUUUUGUGUAAAACAAAUAUAUACUGAACCGACGCUAAAUGAAUGUUCUGAGACUUUCUGGAAAAUUUACAAAAAUACUACUAUUCUAAGAAAAUAGUGCAUUGUUGCCAUGGUAGCGUUUAUUUAACUUUUAAAUUAUUUUGGUUAUGUAAACAACAUCUUUUUAUAUGUUGUAUUUGUUAAGCUGUAUUAUGUUAGUGAGUAUAUUUUCAUUUGUUAUAAUUGCGUCAGCAAACCACUACAUGUAUGUUACAACACAUAUCUACCUUAAAAUGGCAAGAGUUGUAACUGAGAGAGAAGUAUCUGAAAAUCAUGUAUUUCUCAAACAAUAUCAUAUCAAUAAUUUGAAUGAUUGAUGUCUCUUCCUUUUGAAUAAGAAAGCAGGCAGCUUUUUCUGUAAAUAUAUGGAAAAACACUUUAAAUAUUCAAAUUGUUACUAAGAAAUUGACAAAAAUGUAACUUUUUUUUGUAAGAAAAUACCAACUUGUUGCCAUGGUAAUGAUAAUCAGUAUAACUAAGUCUGAAAGUUUAGCACUCUCACAGUUGAUAAAAACAGUCAAAUAAUUAUAUCUUUUUACUUGAUUUUCCUUCUUACUUUUUAACAGGUAACUUUUAAAGGUGUCUUUAACAAUAAGAUUAAUGUCCUAGUUUUUUUGGGAUGUUGUCUUAUUAGUAACUUGAUAUCAAAUAAAGUCUCUAUUUUGUUUAAAAGAAUGUCACAAAACUUCGGACAUAAAACAUUUGACUGUAAACUAUAUUUGCACACUAGAAAAAGUUAAUUGUGUAUUUAUUUCACAUUCUAGAUGUAGAUGUAAUUUAUUGCUAGAUUCAUCAAUGGACUAUUAAACAAUGGUUAUACAACAAGUGUUGCAAUGGAAACGAUUUUUAGAACAAAAAGGUUUGAUACUACAUUAAAGAAAUCGACAGAAAUAAUACAUUUUAUUAAUUGCAUGUUGCCUUUGUUACUUUAUCAUAUAUUCUAUAUUGAUAUUAUUUAAAAAUGGAGUCAUUAUUAGGAUAUACUACCUCAAUUUUGAUACAGUUAGACAAAAGCAUGGUGUCUGAAAAAUGGUAAUUUCUCCAUAACAAAUGCUGGUUAUUUGUUGUCAAACUUCAGAUUUUUACUCAGAACACGUCAAUCUGUCAGAUUAGCCCAAAACCCCAUUUUUGACCAAAAUCGCAUUUGGACCAAAAAUCUCAUGCUCUGUCAAAUAUUUUAAAUACAUGUAUUCAUAUCUGACCCUAAGGAAAAUUUCUUUAAAGUUGUAUCUAAGUUUCUUGUUGAGACUUAAUGCAAUUGUUGUAUUUUUUGUUGUUGUCAAUUUAUUUUAUUUACUCCAAUAGCUUUUGAUUGAGUUUGCAAAUUAUUAUAAAAAUAUUUUAUUUCACUUGAUGUAAAACAUUGCAUAUUCAAACUAUUCGUUGAAAAGCCAUUUCAUGGGAAAGAUUGAAUAUCUUCUAUAUACUAGUAAAUAUUUGCAGCUAUCUCUGAUUGGUAUGCAUCUUUAACCGAAAAGUUAAUAACAUCAUGAUUUUAAUAUAGAGAGAAUAAUAUAUAUAAUAUCAAUAUUCUAUUAAUAUAUAUGAAUGUAUUCGGCAGGACACUGAAAAGUCUGAUGCAGCUUAACAACAGUGAGUCUAAAUAGUCUACAGAGGAAAACAAUGGCAAUGAGCGUCGAAGAAGAGAUAACAAGAGGCCAUGAACCUUAUUUGAGACAUCUUUUGCUGUUGGGCCAAGCUGCACCUGUAUCCUUAAAGGCCAUUAUAGAAAGGGAAGUCUGUAAACGCGGUAAAAACCUAGCCAAACUAUUAGUUGAGCGCAAAGACAUAUUCAAAACGUAUCACAAUGCAGAAUUUUGUCAGUUGUUUAAAGGUGAUGAGGUCAAUACAGAUAUUGAUUCUUGGGACACCUUCAUGCUUUGUGUUGUAGUACUGGUCCUGUUUGAGUCAUACUUAGCUACUGUUGAGCUUGAAGCAAUAACAGUCAUAAAAGACCAAAUGAACGACUUAGAUUACUAUGCCCACUCUGCUUCAAUCAGCUACAAAACAUUUGAGGAAAAAUGGGUUCCGUUACAUUUGGCAUUUCUAGAGCUUUGCACAGGUAUUCCUGACCAGAAAAAAAAAUUCGAAUGCUUACGAAUGAUUCAUGCGUUUAAAUCAGAACAUAUUAGAGUUAAUUUAGAUCUUAUUAAAAGAAUUAAACAGACAAACAAUGCCACAUUGCACCUUCAGAUGGUCAUACAAGACAAAGUCGCUCCAAAGAUACAAGGCGAAACGGACGAAACAUGCGACAAAGACAAAGAAGACGACCAUGACUAUCCAGUAUUUACAGAAAUGCUUAAGGAUAAAUGUGUUUAUCCCGGUGAAUCAGUCGUUCUAACGUGCAGACUCAAUAUUCCCGAAAAGGCAGUCACAUGGCAACAUGAUAACAAACCAGUACAAAUUACAGACAACAUAAACGUAUUAAACGACAAAUGCUUCCACUGGCUAGUAAUUGCUCGUGCAAAGUUUUCAGAUGCAGGACUUUAUUCUUGUGCAUAUGGCAGCUCUUCAACAGCCGCUUCCCUGACAGUUUUAGAUAAAAGUCUCGGAAAAGGAAAACUUUUAAUGAUAGAGAAGUCUUUACAUGUAGCUACAAAAGAGACAGAUGUCAGGGAGAAUUUAAACAUUGAUCUGAUUUGUGUGGUCAAUAUACCCGCGAAUAAAGUUGUCUGGCGACAUAACGGCAGAGAAAUUAAACAAAGCAGAAGACAUCAUGUAUCGGUGCAGGAACUAGAACACAAGCUGACCAUCAGGAAUGCCAAGUUGGAAGAUAAUGGUGAAUACGCAGUUGACUUUGGCGAUGCCGCAUCAAGUGUAACAUUGACCUUUAACGCCGAUGAUGAUCCACGUAGAAGAAAACUUUUUGAGGAUGCUAUUAAAUAUGGCAUGGAAACCGACCAAUCGAUACGAGUUAUGGUAAUCGGCUGCUACAAUCAGGGGAAAACUACAUUAGUAAGGCGGCUACAGGGACAAUCAAUCGAAGACAUCGAAAGCACAAAUGGAAUAGAUAUUCAUAAAUGUGCUAACACAGCCAAUGGAAUAUGGCAGAAACAAAACACAGAAAACGAUGAAGAUGAAAAGAUUAAAAGAAUUGCCAAGGUGAUGAUGUCACAUUCUAAUUCCGAUCAAAAUGAUUUAGAUAUUGAAGAUGACGUAAUUGGUGAGGUAGAUUUUGAUGAAUGUAAAGCAGAAAGUACACAGGCAACUGAAAGCCAGGUACAAAGUCCAGAAGUAUUCAGAUCCGACAAGGCAAUUGAAAGCCAGGCACAAAGUCCAGAAGUAUUCAGAUCCGACAAGCCAGAGACAGUGGAUGCGAUGGAACCAAUCCAAGACCAUAGAAUACAUCAGCAGAAGGAAAUGAAUGGGCAUUCUGGAGAUCCUUUCCCAUUAAAAAAAGUUUUACUUGCUAUGGAAGAAAAUGAAAAUGUAAAAGAAACUAUACAUUUGUGGGACUUUGGUGGACAGUUUGUUUUCUAUGCUACACACCAACUGUUCCAUUCAAGACAUGCUGUGUACCUUUUAGUUUUUGACUUAAGCAAGCCUUUGGACCACCUUGUAAAAGAUGAUGAACACCCAGAUUGUGCAAAAUCAGCCACAAAAUCCAUGAAGGAUUACAUUGAAUUUUGGGUGAAUUCCGUGCACUCUUUUGUGUCGAGUAAAGAUGGGAAACAACCGCAAAUUGUACUAGUUGGUACACAUACAGAUAAACUCAAAGAUGUCAAGAAAGAGGCACAAGAAUAUUUUGAAGCUGUCAGACGAUUGUUUGAUGGAAGUACUUUACGAAUGCAUUUGCACCCUAAAACCUUUGAAAUGUCGGGAACGGAUCUAACAGACAAAGCGAUACAACCUCUCCGUGAAACUAUUUUUGACAUCGGGAGGGCAAACAUCCAAAACAUACCAGCAAGAUGGAUACCGCUUGAGAAGGCACUAACAGAGAUACGAGAUGAAAACAUAAUACAUCUCAAACGGCUACAAGAAAUAGAUGGAUCUUUAAAAUAUCCAAUCAACAAAGAGGAACAUCUAAAGUUCUUUUUGGAAUUUCAUCAUACGAAGGGGACAAUCCUUUACUUUGAUGAUAGCAAGCUGGCACAAUUUGUCGUACUGAAUCCUCCGUACAUUGUAGAUUCCUUUAAAUGUAUAAUCACGUCAAGAGAAUUUUGUAUAACUGACGGCACAUUGCGACCUUUAUGGCAGCAGCUUACAACAGAUGCGAUUCUUCGACCAGAACUUAUACAGUAUGUAUGGGGCAAUGGAACAGAAAAUCGUUUCCGCAAAUUUAAGGAUGUUCUCUUGUUAUUUUUACAAAAACUAAGGAUCAUUGCAGAGGCUCAGAUGUUUGAUAUGGAGUCGGACUCACUAGUUCCUCUUGGCUAUUAUAUAGUUCCAAGUUUUCUAAGAAAAGCAGAUGAUGGUGAGAUUGUGACAUUCCUAAAAGAACGGACAUGUACAACUGUCUCUGUUGUGUACGCGUUUGAAAACGAAGCUAUAGUGCCCACAAUUUUCCAGAGAGUUCUGGCGUCAUCUAUUGGAACGUGGCCGAUCGUGAAAAGUUCUGAUAGAAGUUUGCUGUUUGAGAACGCAUGUGCUUUCAAACUUGAUCUUUCAUAUGCCGGGAUCAUACUACGACAAAGAAAAAUGAUAGAACUGUCUAUGGCUCAUUUAAGUCUCGGAGAAAAUGUAUUCGGAGACAAGCCGGAUUAUUUUCGCCGGUUUGUAGAAUAUGUAAUAGGGACUGAAUUUGGAAAAUUGCAAACGAACGGAGAUGAUCUUGGAACAAAUCCGUUUCAGACGGGUAUAAGAUGCUUCCAUAAAACUCAUGAGUAUACGGGCAGCAAGGAAAUUUACUACCUUGAUGAUCUGAAACUACUGUCUGCUAAUUCGGUGUCCUGUCCAGAUAAUGUAUUUCAUGAAGGUAUACGCAUUGAACAAAUAUUUCAGCAAUGGUUCUUCCAAGAGGAAGAAACACUAUCAACUAAAAGAAAAAUACCCCAACGCAAAUUGUCCGAAAAAGAAUAUGUUAAACUAUCGUGUGACUGUAUAGGAAGCGAGUGGAAAAUGCUUGCCCGACAAUUGGAGAUAAGCGAAGUUAGGAUAAGCCAUAUUGAGAUGGACAAUCAGAACACGAAAGAUCGAAUAUAUGAAAUGCUUUUAGAAUGGGAUGCGAAAGAUAGAGAUAGGGCAACGUUGGACGUAUUGGUAAAGGCACUCGAUGAUAUUUCGUCACCAGCGGUGAAAUUGGAUACUUUAAAAAACAUAAUAGAUAGUUUCUACUGCCAGUGAGCGUGAAUGUUAUUGACAGUCACAAACAAUUCUAUCAUCAGUACAAUCCAAACACUGGACUUAACAUCGUUCUUUUCCCUCUGAUGAUCACGUAAAGUAUAUGUUUCAUUUACAUAAUAAAUAAUGGUGUAAUGUGUAGUACUAAAACCCAGUGACGCUGUAUAUCUCAUAUUACGUAAAGUCCCCAACGGAUUGAAAUAUGGAUAUGUAAGAAUUUUUAACUAUUAUAAAUCAUGAGGAGGGCGAUGUAUUUCACCUGCUAUUUUACACGAUAGCUGCCACUCAAGUCAAACCGAUUCUUAAAAGGGCGAUGGGUGAUACAGUGAAAAGUGAAAUGUAAAAGAUUACGUUUUGCCUUUCCUGAAUUUAUUUGUUAUACUCAUAUCACUUCUGUCUGGAGCGAAACAACACAAACACCUUUAAACAGGAAUUAGUUAUACCUUCAAAGAAUGCCUGAGAAUGUUGAGAGGAAGUGCAGUGUAUAAGAACCAUAACUCCAAAAGUAAGCAUGCUAAAAUUUACAAAGUCGACUAUAACUCAAUUUUGCUUAGGUUUAGUAAGCAAGGUAGACGUAUGGCUUUUUCUGUGCUUUCUCUGAAUAUCUUUUAUCGUCUCCCUUUAUUUAAUUUACUUGUCUGCUGCAUAACUCAUAAGUGCUGGUAGAUUUUUAUUCAAAUUAUACACUUAGAUGGAAACCAUUAAGAGAUAGUGUAGAGUACAAAAAUACAACCCCGAUUUGCUUACUUUCUGAAUUGUCUCCCUUUAUUUAAUUCAUUUAAGACGUUUUGAUAGGGAUUAUUUAAAUACAAACACGGUUACAGAGGACCAUGUAAGGACGCACAAUGUGCAGGCACAAUAACUCUUCUUUUAUUAUUGUUUUGAGGUAUCUUUUUGUCGUUUUCAAAAAAGUGACCAACUUAUUUUCUUAACUAAAAAAAAAAGAUCAGCUUCAUCAAAAUUAAUGGUACAAAAUUAAUGAGUAGGACCUCCUACUGUGGAUCUCCAAAAUUCAGGGAGACGGAGCAACUGCCAAAAUGAAGGACUGCACACAAUAAAUAAUCUCCCUAUGUAAAGAACGGACCAAGUGUAGCAAAAAGAAAGAUAUUGCCUUUUUCUUCUUUUUAAUGCAAGUUCAAGUUUUACCUUUCUGAAUUUUUGAAUCUUUGUAUUAUCUCCACGAUUUUAAUACAGCAUUGACCAGGACAACAAUUUUGAGAAGUGCACUAAAUCCAUUCGGUUUAUUGCUGCUAUUUACAUCCCAAUUUUCUAUUUUCAUCACUUUCCUGUUCUUUAAAAAGAGGAAUGUUCGCUGGUUUACCAGCGAGAGAUUUAUUCUCUGUAAUUUUGCAUCCCUGUCAAAGUGCGCCGACAGUGGUUAUUACUUUGUCUUGUUUUAUUUCUUAUUAGUUUCUUGAGUAUUAUAAGGUUUAAAUAUAAUAGUAAGAUUAUUUUGAGCUAAACCUGCAUACUAUAUUUUUAUUAAAUAAGAAUGUAACAAACUACUCAAUAAGCGAGUCGUCAGCGCAUUCAUAUGAUUUUGUUUACAAACAGUGAAUUUAUCAGCCCUUGGCCACAUCACCAAGGGAAAUUCAAAUUCAAAUUUCAUCCUGAAAGACUUAACAUUUUGUUUUCAAAGUCACCUUUGCAAAAUAAAACAGAAUCAGAUUUUUGAAUAGAAUGUUAUAAAAAGUCACAAAUAUGUACAAAAUAGCCAAUUAUCAGAAAAAUAUCUACUGAAUUAAGGUAACCCCUGUGAGGUUUAGCUUACAUAAGACGGAGAUGUUGUUGACUGAACCAGGCAGUGCCAUGGAACGGGGCGGUUUAACUAUAAGUCGGUUGUAGAUCACUUAUUGAUAUGCUAAUGAAUUAAGCGCUCUGCUCCUGUUCGGCAAACUCAUUUUCUCUAGAAUGUCAUUAUGAUAUAUAACCUAAACAUACAUUAGGUAAACUUCUAUGAUAUUUCAUUAAUACAACAGAAUUUCUGAACGUGAAGGAUAAAUAUCUUUAAAGUUCACAUCUUUAUAUCUGCUAAUAUAUUUUUUAAAAGUAAUGUUGUCGUAUUUAUUGGUAUAUGUACAUAAAAAUGUUAUUAGAUUUAAAUCCAUUUUGAUUCCUAUUCAUCAUUUCUACAGUCUAUAAGUAACCUUUGCUUCAUGAAUAAACGCACUUAUAAUUACCUAAAAUUUGGAAAGAAUAAUUACUAUCAAUUGCGUAUUGCAAAUACUUUGAGCCGUUAGACUUCACUCCGCCAUAUUGUUAUUUUCAUGUUAUCAGUUUACCUUUGUAUACCAUAGUAGAUAAAAAACGAUCUGACAGAAACUAUCAGCCAUCGUUAAAAAUCCUAUGCAAUGAUACUUUUUACCAUCCGAUUGCUGUUCAUUCACAUGAGAAUUGCAAUCAUAAAUGACCUCUUGUUACGGGAAACUGCAUGCUAAGAACGCGGCUAAUCCUAGUAGAUCCUUGUCCCUGUUUCUUUUAUCUGAAUAAAGCAAAAACGUGUCUACAUUUUUGUUUUUCCAUUCAUAAACUUAAGCCAUUUAGACAUUAUUUAAAAAAAAUCAGUUUUAUUUCUGUCGUGGAUAUAUAGUGGUUAGCAUGAAAACAUGAAAACAAUACUUCCAAAGAAACAUUUUGUAAAACUGUUUUUCCAAGUUGAAAAUUUUUGACCGACUUGUACAAUUUGAAAUUGCAUCGUUGGCCAUAAAAGCAACAUUGUUAGUGGUUGUUUAAAAGUUAAAAAAAGAUCCCACUGCCACUAUUUGGGACUUUUACACGGAGUGUACUAUAUUUCUGGAUCUCACAUAAAUAAACCUGUAACUCACGAAACAUCCUGUUACGUGUAAACUGGAUCAAGCAAUAAAUACCAUUAUCUUAAAAUAACCUAAAUUUCAUUGGCCGAAACCGCGCAUCAUAUUUCAAACUAUGUUUCAUAUUAAAUGGUUAGUGUGUUUUCCGCAUUAAACAUUACUUUCUUAAAAUAGAAUGGACGUUAUGUAUUGUUACUUCCAAACAUUAAAUAUUUGUUACUUAUUUCAUAUAAUAAAAGUUAUUUACUCUUGAGUCAUUGGAUGACAUGAUGUGAUAUUCACCAGAGGAGAGCAAUAUGCAUCUUUAAUUGCAAUCUUCCGGUGAAUAUCACAUCAUAUUUAAUGGCUCAAGAGUCAAUAAUUGUAUAUUUGUUAUUUUUGUUUAUUGGUGAAUAGUUAGUUGUGUUAUAUUAUUGACUAAUUUUGCAAUUGUACUUUUAAGACACUUAACGUAGUGGACCUGCUACGACAAUCGGUAAAUUACAUAUGUAAUUUCGGCAUUUUCCGCGUUUUAUUAAAACUAUGUACAUCCAUGAUACGUAAUUAGGAGAUUUCCGAGUGUCAUUACGGGUCUACUAGAGAUAUGCAAUGUCCAAAUUUUAUGCAGUUAUAAUAUCACAGCUUCAUUAACAAUGAACAGAAAUAAGAGUGCAUUUUAAAUUUCUUAAUUCUUGUAAGUCCAAUGCUACAAAUAAAUUAUUUGUUCUGACCCCGCAAUAUCUAGUUUGCUUCGGAUGCUAUUCGAUAAGUAUGUGAUAUACCUUUCCCCUUUUCUGCUCAUAAUUGAAACGCCCAUAAAGUGUAGAUUUAUCCACAUAUUCGGAUAGGUAAUUAAUUAUAUCAAGCAUAUUAACUGGGAUUAGAAAAUAUUAUUUUACCAGGUUUGAAAUGGGGAACAUCCUCUGAGUUUUGAGAUGAAUAGUCUGAAUUAGUAAUCGUUUUGUAAUUGUUAAAAUGAUGCUUAUUAUUUUAUAUCUGAUGUCUUAUAUUGACGUUUAUCUGCUAUUAUUUUCAUUACUGUAUUAUCUGUUUACUUCAAUGCAAAAGUAAAGCGUGUU